Messenger RNA from Varroa destructor (honeybee mite), 1884 nucleotides. RefSeq names its product histone chaperone asf1 (gene asf1). Gene Ontology annotation, biological process: DNA replication-dependent chromatin assembly. NCBI's taxonomy places the organism in Eukaryota, Metazoa, Arthropoda, Arachnida, Mesostigmata, Varroidae. Gene Ontology annotation, molecular function: histone binding. The record is from RefSeq and is a predicted model, not a curated record. Gene Ontology annotation, cellular component: chromatin; nucleus.
UGUUCAUGUGCUUGUGUGUGUAUUCGGUUGAGUUACAGAAACUCGAUUGGUUUCGUAACUUUCGAAAUCAGCAAUCUUUCGCAUCCUACUUAAAGCGGCACAGAAUGGCCAAGGUUCACGUGUGCAACGUCCUUGUCUACGAAAACCCUUCAGCCUUCCUGAAGCCGUUUCAGUUUGAGAUCACGUUUGAAUGCAUCGAAGAUCUCAAAGAAGAUUUGGAGUGGAAGAUCAUUUAUGUCGGCAGUGCGGAAAGCGAACAAUAUGAUCAGGUGUUGGACACGAUUCUCGUCGGUCCGGUUCCUGAGGGCAGGCAUAUGUUUGUCUUUACGGCAGACCCCCCAAAUCCAUCAAAAAUUCCAAUUCAAGAUCUCGUGGGUGUCACCGUUGUGCUGCUUACGUGUUCUUACAAAGAAAAGGAAUUCAUUCGAGUCGGUUACUAUGUCAACGUGGAUUACAUCGAUGAACUUAAGGAGAAUCCUCCAGCUACACCUCAAUAUGAGAACCUUGUACGGAAUAUCCUUGCCACAAACCCUCGCAUCACGCGAUUCAAAAUAAACUGGGAUGACAAUCACAAUAAUGGACAGGAUCAUGGCGUGGCCACUAAUCAAGAGAACGUCCCACCCGUUGGUGCAUCGAGUUCCGGGAUUGCAAACGUCAGCAACCCAGAAGACUCGAUGGGUCCGCUGAAGAAUGUACAGAUGGUGGCUAAUCCAGCUGCAGCUACGAACUCCAAAUCCGAGGAGAGCUCAAUGGAUGUUAAUUAGAUUUAGUAGAUAAUGUAUACGCAAGCAUUAAUGAAAAUUAUAUUAUAAUAACACGGAAUGAAGCCAAAGCAUGUCUGUGUUACCCACCCUUAGAAAUAAACAUAGGAACAUGGAUAUAUAUUUUAGUCAGAGAAAGCAUCGUUUAGAGAGUUCUUUCAGACGAUUUCCCGGUACUGAAUUACUUUGAUGACUGGCCUUACCGUUACUAUUUUUUGGCUUUUUUUUUCGUAUAGUUCUAAGGCCAAAACAGACGUUCACGUGUUAUGUGCAUACAAGCUUAAAAGGUAAUUUUGUGCCUGUUUCCAAGCUUUCAGCGGAAAACACGUCAAAUAAACAUGAAGUUAUAGCUUAGAAAAAAAUUAACAGCGGUUGCCCUUCCUUUAAUAGCAAAAUAGGGUGAUAUGAACAUUUGGUGUUGGAUAAAAUAUUCCAACAAUAAAACCCAUAAAUAAUAUAUGCGUUUAUUUGACUUGGUACGAAUAGUCGCGAAUAUACAUGCAGUGCAUUUAAAUAGUUUUGUGCUAAAACGCUGCAUUUCUUUUUGUGCACUUCUAUAAAGUAUGAGGUCCAAGUUAAUUUCCCUAACUAUCUGUAUAGGAGGCUGUUGUAUUUUGCAAAGACAGAUGCCCGAACUCUGUAGUUUUAUGGUCGAUUCUCGGAUUCGGGGGCAGACAAUGGGAUGUAUCAGAACUGAGGUUAGCCUUGGCUAUUCUCGUUGUUGUUUGUACUUUUUUCUAUAUGUGUACAGGAACCAAUAUCUGUGGUGGAAUGUGAAUACAAAAUGUAAAUAUAAAUACAUAUAUAUGUAUGCAUAUAUAUCUAAAUAUAUAGAGAUGAGAAAAUAAAGAUGCUGCUAUGUAGUUCUAGAGUGAGUCGUGCGUGACCCGAAUCUACGGGAAAACGGAUCGGUAGUAAAGAGGAAAGCCAAUAAGCAUGCCUAGUAAAGUAGCCUACGGGUAAGAAACCUAGGUAAACGUAUUGCGAUUGUUAAAACUGACUCGCAUUUUUCAAAAAAACAAAGAAACAAUGAAAAAUAAUAAUAGAAAAAGUGUCUGAUAGCAAGCAAGGAAAGUGUCAUUACUAUUAUUUAUUUCCCAAAAUAAAACCCUAAAACACACGG